Molecule: messenger RNA, 2746 nt
Organism: Oryza sativa Japonica Group (Japanese rice)
Lineage: Eukaryota; Viridiplantae; Streptophyta; Magnoliopsida; Poales; Poaceae
Product: tryptamine benzoyltransferase 1-like
Molecular function (GO): acyltransferase activity, transferring groups other than amino-acyl groups
Source: RefSeq, a predicted model, not a curated record
GCUGGUGGAGAGGCGACGGAGGCUGGCGGCAUAGGGGGCGGCCCUCCUAUUCCCACGUCGUCGUCAUCGCCACCGCCGCCGCGGCCGCCGCUGCCGCAUCGCCCGUCGCCGGUCGCCGGCCGCCCGACCUCUUCUCCCACCUCGCCCCGCCCGCCGGCUUGCCCAGACGAAGGAGAAAUUAGAGAGAGAAGGAAGGGAUAGAAGAGGGGAAAGAGAAAGAGUGAUGACGUGGUACCUGACACGUGGGUCUCACGCUGACUCAUCCGCCACGUUAGAUAAAACCGGGAUCAAAACCACAAAAGGAUGUAAAGUGAACGGUUUUGUAAGUUGAAAGAUGUGAUAUAUCUGGUUUUGCGGUUAAGGGACGAUUUUGUAACUCGAUGAGAAGUUGAGGGACCUUCGGUGUACUUUUUCCUUUUUUUCUGUUCUCCUCUUCUCUAAACCCAUUUGGAACAUGGAAUUAUUUCCUAAACCGAUUUGAAUUUUAGUGUAUUUUUCGUUGCAACAUGUUGAAGUUAAAUUUUAUUUUUGCAUGCUUGUGUAAUGAUCAAGCACAUAUUAAACUAUCAUGUUGAUCUUUUUUUCAAAUUUUUGCAUAACUAUUUGAGUGGCAUGCAAACAAGAAUUGGUGUCUUCUCAAGAGUUUAGAAUACUUUCCCCAUUUAGAACAUGGAAUUAUUUCCCAAAUUGAUUUGAAUUUAGUCAUUUUUAUAAGCGGAGUGGUUGAUACCUACUCUCGUUUUGGUCUUGACGUGUACAAAUAAAUAGCCCAAAAUAAAUGUACUGGGGGUGGUUGAUCACACACUGUUCUACAUAUAGUUCGGAGCUCUAUAUAAGCGGUUGUAUGCAUGCCACUCCAAAGUAAUUAAGACGAGGUGACGAGGUGUAAUUAAGAUGAAGAUUACAAGCACGGCGAUGCUGGCGCCGGUGUACGGCACGCCGCACCCGCUCGCCGGCGCGGAGGUCCAGCUCACCGUGUUCGACCGGGCGGCGUUCGACCUGUACGUACCCAGCGUGCUCGCGUACCGGGCGCCGGCGCCGUCGAACGAGGCGAUCAAGGAGGGCCUCCUCAGGGCCGUCGCGGCGUACCCUCACCUCGCCGGCCGCCUCGCCGUCGACCACCACGGCCGCCGCUUCCUCCACGUGAACGACCAGGGCGUGCUCGUCGUCGAGGCCACCGUCGACGGCGCCGACCUAGACGACGUGCUCGCCAACAGCGGCCGCGCCAUGGCCACCGACGUCGCCGACCUCUACCCCGCGUUGCCGGAGGACAACGUCGGCGCCGCGCUGCUGCAGGUGAAGCUCGUCCGGUACAGGUGCGGCGGCCUCGUCGUCGGCAGCAUCUGCCACCACCACACCGCCGACGGCCACUCCAUGAGCGCCUUCUUCACCGCGUGGGCGACCGCGGUGCGCGAGGGGGAGGGCUUCACCGCGCCGACGCCUUUCCUCGACCGCGCCGCCACGGCCGUGCCCCGCACCCCGCCGGUGCCGGCGUUCGACCACCGUUCCAUCGAGUUCGACGGAGGAGAAGCCGCCGCCGCCGGUGGCGGCAGGUCGUCCUACGCCGCCGUGUCCCUGGACAAGAUCAAGGACCUGACCGUGCACUUCACGGCGGAGUUCGUCGGCGAGCUCAAGGCCCGCGCCGGCGGCCGGUGCAGCACGUUCCAGUGCCUGCUCGCGCACGUGUGGAAGAAGAUCACGGCGGCGAGGGACCUGAGCCCGGAGGAGUUCACGCAGGUGAGGGUGGCGGUGAACUGCCGGGGCAGAGCCAACCCGCCCGUGCCCAUGGACUUCUUCGGCAACAUGGUGCUCUGGGCGUUCCCGAGGAUGCGGGCGCGCGAGCUCCUCCGCGCCACCUACGGCGCCGUCGUGGGCGCCAUCCGCGACGCCGUGGCGAGGGUCGACGGCGAGUACAUCCAGUCGUUCGUCGACUUCGGCGGCGCGGCGGCGGCGGGCGGCGGCGGCGGCGGGGAUCUCGUGGCGACGGCGGCGGCGGCGGGCACGAUGUUGUGCCCGGACCUGGAGGUGGAUAGCUGGCUCGGGUUCAGGUUCCACCAGAUGGACCUCGGCACCGGCUCGCCGGCGGCGUUCCUGCCGCCGGACCUGCCCGUGGAGGGGCUGAUGGUGUUCGUCCCGUCGCGCGCGGCGAAGGGCGGCGUCGACGUGUUCAUGGCCGUGGCGGAGCACCACGUCGAGGCGUUCGAGCGCAUCAUCUACUCCUUGGAGGAAGGACAUGGGCAUCAUGUCGGCCCGUGUCACCUCUAGACAACGAUGCAUAAUGCAUUAGAUCACUCUAAACUCUACUACCUCUGCCCCAAUUUAAGUGUAGUCGUGGUUUUUCGUGUUCAAGUUUGAUCGCCCAUCUUAUUAAAAAAAUAGUUUCACAUAAAGUAAUAUUCAUGUUUUAUCAUAUAAUAACAAUAAAAAUACUAAUCAUAAAAGUUUUUACAAAUAAGACAGAUGGUAAAUGUUGAACACAACCAAUGCAAAACUGCAGUCUUCUGGGAUGGAAGUAGUAUAAAACUAUGGCGUGCGGGUGGCAAACUGAUGUGAUUAGCCACUUGUCUUUCCACGAUGCUGUUUUCUCGAGCUUGUGUUGAUGUUAAGCGUGAUUAGCCACAGUCUAAUGUGCAAAUUUGUUCUGUAAAUAUAUAUAAGAUUGAUGGCUUGAUGGGGAGAACAGCAAGUUUAUGUACAGUGGAGUAUGUAAGAGAUAUAAAACGAAUAUCUUGUAUUUUGUGCUGGA